AUGGCAUCAGAAGAGCGGGACGACCCGCCGAUGUCUAGGACCGAUACCGACCAGUCGAAACGCGCCUCAAGGCAAAUCAACCGCGGUCACGACGACACUCUUCCAGCCGCUCCUAAAUACAAAUCUGUGGACAAAGUGGGUUCAGUAAGUUUGUACUCGUUAUUAUAGUACGGCAAAUUGAUUUUCUUUUAAAAAAUUGAUCUUAUCACUAAAAUAAAAAAAACUGCACCGUGCAGAGUAAUUUAAAGCUUUUAAUACUCACAUUGUCAGAUAUUUAAAAAUGAGUUUUUUUUUAUUUCAGGAUGACAACGACUCUCCAGACAGUGAAGAUUCAUCAGAAAUGAGGGUUGUUCCAAGGCAAAGAGUUCUAGCCCCCGCUAUUCCUUAUCAUCAUCCUCAUUUUGGUGUUCAUAGUAAGUUAAAUAUUCGAUAUUCCACCCAUAUUAAGUUUGAUUAGGUUCAAUUCUUGUCAAUUUAUCCAUACUUUUACGAAAAUUCUAUAUCUUACUUUCCUCAAUAUUAAAACGAAUCCCCUCGCCAUUAAAAUGAUAUUAACCUACCUUGCCCAUUCUUUUCAGCGUACCAAGUCCCAACCUUCAAAAUCAACCAUUCCAAACUGAUCGAAGGAGUGAUCAAGCCCUCGCUCUUCCAUCUAGCCAAAACCAUAGCCAAUCGUGGCGUCUUCUUCCUAAUUUUACCCAUCUUCCUCAUCGGAUUCUCACUUGUUGGCCCAAUUUACUACCAGAAUCAGCUCCAAAUCAACGUGCCGUUCCCAUCGUUCCUCAGCGGUCCAGAUCCAACUGUAGCAGCCAGAUCAUUAAGGUCACAGUUGAAUCUACUUCAAUUCAACUCUACAAAUCCUGAAUUUGAUGCGUUGAAAAGGACGAGCUCUUCUGAAUUCGGAAUUCUGUUAAGCACAAAGUAAGUAGACCUAACAUAAUAUAAGUUGUUAUAACCAACUAACACAAGCCCUUAUUAACUGGAAAUUGAUAUAAUAUCAUUUUCAGAACUUUGUAAAUUUUUAGUGUAGCUAAUACUUUCAUUACCUCAAAGAUAUAACAAUAUAAAUUAGCAGUAGACACCUAAGACCUUUUGAUAAACCUAACAUAAUAUAACAGAUCAUAAUAAACGAAAACUCAGACUCCAUUACCCAAAAUUAGUAUCAAAACAUAGCCAAAACUCCAACGUUACUAAAAACAUCCAUUAACUUACUUUAUCUUCAGGAACCCAUUCACCAACAUCAUUUCCAACUCGUCAUUGUUAACAUACGCAAGGUUGAACGCGAUGAUCCAGAACUUGUCCGUUACUCAUGCUUUCAUGAGUUUGACUGUAAGUAAAAAUUUUUAGAAUGUAAUUUACGAUGUUUACUAUUGUUUGGGGACAAAAAUUUGUCUUGACUUUUGUGACAUUUCGUUCUUUUGACUGUUAGAAGUUGUGACACUUCGCUUUUUUGGGCAGAUUUUGGGUUUUGUAAAUAACAUAGAUGUUUUUGGGCUGUUAUUUUAGUGAAUAUUAUAGAUAUAGGUUUUCUUUGCAUUUUAGGUAGUUUUUUGCCUCAUUAAAGCUUUUUUUCGACUUAAUUUUAUGGUUUAUAUUAUGUUAGGUCCCACUUUUUUUUGUAUUUCAAGUAAUUUUAAGUUUUGUAGAGUAGAUCCUAUGAACCUGCUGGUAUCUUACAUUAAAAUUGUUUAACAAUUAUAUUUUAUUUUUAGUGGGACGAUAUUUGUCGUGAAAACUGCGUCGCCGACAAUUUACUGGUCAAAAACUUGAGGAAUGGACGUGCGUUGCUCAAGUUUCCAGAUGCCAUUGUUUACGACGAGUUCAACAAACAGCAUCGAUUCUCUUUGGCUAACAUCUUUGGUGGUAAGGAAUUGUGUUUUUAUAUUGAUUUUGACUUUUUAAAUUAUGGUUUAUAGACUUUUUAAUUUGAUUUUAACAUUAGGAGUCGAUGUUGAUGGUGAAAACGUCGUUACCAAGUCGAAUACGAUUCAGAUGAACAUUAAGCUGAAGGACACGUUAAAGACUGAAACUUAUGAUCAAUUUGAUGCUAGAUUGCGAAGUUUGGUAAGCUUUUAAUAAUUUUGCUAAUAUUUCACAAAAUUAAAAAAAAAUUUUUUUGGAAAUUCUUUGAAAAUCUCAUCGACUGUCAUUUUAGCUCACCAACCGUUUCUCAGACAAGGAAAUGCGUGUGUAUUACUGGUCGAUGUAUAACUAUGUUAAGGAAGUUGUGCAGACUCUUACUGCCACUCAUUAUCGACUGAUUCCUUUUGCCAUUUUGUUGGUUAUAUUUUGCGUUUUGGUCAGUAUUCGAAUGGAUUCUUACAGAGUAAGUGAUUACUACUAUUUUUUAUUAUCUUUUCUUGAAGCAGAGGUCUGAAGGUCGGUUUUGUGACAUUUUGUUCACAUUGAUAUCGAUUUUUUUAAAAAGAAUAGUUUUGGCUAAAAUAUAUAUUGAUAAUUUUUAAAAACGAUUUUUAUUAUUAUGACGUGCCUAGUUCGUUCGUAUUUUACCAUAAACUUUCAGACCAGGCCAUUCGUAGGCCUUCAAGGAGGUAUCAUCCUUGUCAUCAGCGCUUUCGUCGGUUAUGCUGUUCAAAUCGCUGGAGCUGGUCAAAUGAAUGCCAUGGUGUUUCCAGCUGUCUUUGUGAUUAGUGCUUCUGGAGCUUUGUUGUUCUUCUCCUUGGGACAGACUUGGAAUCGGUAUUCAUUGGCAGCUCUACAUCCAGCUGAAAAGCUGGCUUUUAUUGUGUCAUGGGAUGGUCCUUGCACGUUAAUGGCAUUGUUUAGUGUUAUUUUUUGUUCUAGUAAGUUGGUUUUUAUAGUUAUGGAUAGUUUUUUAUAUUGGGUUAGACUUAAAAAUCAAAAUAAUGGCUUUCAAUACUAAAUUGUUUUGCACGGUGCUAAAGCUAAUUUUAAAAAUUUAAAAAGUAAUAAAAAGAAAUUAUGUUUUAGUUAUAACGGCUAUAUUUGCUCCAUUUACGUUAAUCCAAGCUGGUUUCUUCACAAUUUCUUCUGGAUUAACAGCAGUUUUGGUGUUCUCCAUGUUGUACAUGACAGUUUGUUGGUAUUGGUCUGGUAGAAGAGAAGCUGAAGGCUUAAAAUGGUGGCAAAUUGGCAAAACUGGAGAUCAACAGUUCAGUGGUGAGUUACUUUAACUUUUAAGGUUCAAAACAUUGAGUUUAAGCUUUAAAAUGAGUUGGGUUUUUAAUUUCUUGGGGUAUUAUAGUAGAUAAGUUGGUAUAAAUUCAUUUUUUGGGAUUUAGUUGGUUAAGAUUGUUGAUCUAAUGGUAGUAUAAGGUAAAGAAGACGCUUUGCUUUCAGAAAAAUGUGUAGUAGACUACGAUCCUCAAACGGCGACGAUGUUACACGAAAAGUUGGCUGAUUUGAAGCCAAAUUUCGCUUCAUCUGUCGGCAAAUUUACCUCUUCGAAUGGAUUCAAAGCUGUAUCUCUGUGUGUUUGUGUUAUAUUUGUCAUAUUUGCUUACAUCGGAUCACAGAAUGUUAAUGUAUCAAUGAAGGAAGAGGACUUUGUACAGUCUAACUCGUCUUCAGCACAGUAUUUGACCAAGUACAAGACGGCUUUUAGGUAUGCAUGGGAUGGUUUAAGCUUGAAAUGGCUUUGUAUUAAAUUUGUGUUGUUUGAGAAAGAUGAGGUGAUAGCUAGAGGAAGAUAUAGUGUUCGUUAGAGGAGGGAACGAUAAUGUUUUGCUUAAAGAUAACGUAUCAGAUAGAUAAAAGCUUACCUAAAUCAUUUUCAGAAACUACGAAGAGUACAUUGAACUCAUCUUCGACGGUCCAAUCGACUACUACGACAAGAAUCGACGUGCCGAACUCCUCGACCUCAUGCGAAGACCUCAAGAAGAUGGCUAUGUCACCAAAAUUGUCAGCUGGCUGUCCGACUACGAGCGAUUCCAGCACAACAGUAUCUACGACAUUAAUCCAGAUACGAUCAUUGCUGUCAUCAACUAUGUCUUCUUGAAGUCAGAACAAUAUCAUCGAUAUGCGAGUGAUAUUGUCUAUGACCGACACAAGACUCAGAUCAUCAAGUCGAGGUCCUACUUGGAGUUGAGUGAGAAGGGUGUGAAGCAGAGACAGGAGUUGAUCAAGGAUUUGUUGGAGAAAGCUGAUUUAUAUGACUUGCCAUUGACUAUCAGGACUCCAAUGAGCUUUUCUCUUCAUCAUGAUGUUCAGGUAGAGUGGUUUUCGAUGUUAAGGGAUUUUAAAGUUUAAAAAUUAUUUAAAAUAAUAUAGUAAAACCCAAUUUUUAGGUCCAAAACCGCUUUCUACUAGCCUUUAUCUUUGAAAUUGGAUCACUGGUAGUUAUCACCUUCCUUCUCAUCUGGCAACCAGCUAUUUCUUUCUCUGUCCUCGUCAAUAACGCCAUUAUAACUGGGGGAAUAUACGGAUAUUCUUCAUAUUUCGGAAUCCCACUCAAUGCAGCCACAUUGUCAACCUUACUAAUGGGCAAUAUUUACACCGCAGUAAUGACGAUUCAUUUCGGUUAUCAGUUUGUCAACACUGGAAGUAAGCAACAAACUUCGAUCGAUCGAAUUUGCUACGCUUUUCAAUGUAGUUUGGCGCCGACAGUGUUCUCUGCCAUUGUUCUAGGAGCCUUCUUCUUCCCAUUGCCUGUGGCUGUAGAUGCACCAGUAUUGGUGCACAUUUGGAAGGUACUCAUUGCUGUGGCUGUUUUGUCAUGUUUGUCCAUGGUCUUCGUGUUGCCACUGUAAGUUUUUGUUGGGGUACUGUAUUGUAGGGUAGGUUAGGUGAAAAUAAAGUAUGUUAUGGCAGGGCAAAGACGUAAAAAGUAUUGAUAGGAGGUGGGAGAGCAUACUACAUUAUGGCACUAUAAGAUAGGGUAUGGUGUACCGUAGGACAUGACACGAUAGGUUAUGGCAGUGUAUUGCAGGGCAGGGUACGGUAGUGUAGUGUAAGGCAUGGUAGGGAAGCGUAGGGUAGGGUAUGGUAGAGUACAGGAAUGUAAGAUAAGGUAGUGUAGGGAAGGUUAAUGCAUCUGUAAUACGAUAACUUACAUGUUAUACUAGAGGGAAAAGUUAGUAAAUUGAGGUUUAAUUUUUUUUGUAAAAUACGUGGUUAAUUGGCUGUUUAACAAAUAUUAUUGUAGAUGCAUGAUAACCGCAACCGAAACAAUAGCUAAGGUCUUUGGCUCACUCCACAAAGUCUGUGAUAAUAACGGCAUUUUCGGCGUGGAACACCCAUCAGAAAGUAUCUACUACAUGGGCAAUAGACAGUUAAAAAUGCUAGGCUAUAGUAAUGGUGGGGUGGUGACAAUCGACCGUCAGACUCGACAAAUGAUUCUGAAUCCAACGCGAUUGCCACAACCACCUCCAGAGUACACGAUGAAUGGAAGUAUGAUCGUGACAGACCUGUAUCCACGAAGAGCGGAACGGUACAGGAUCAGGGAGACUGAAAGCGACGUAAGUGAUAUUGUUGUUGGUUGUUCAAAUAAUUCUGCGCCCUUUAACUAUGAAAUUUGUUUUGAGAGGGGCACAGAAUUAAUUGAAUAAGGUAGCUAAAAUCACCCCCCCCCCUCCCUUUGACAAUUCUGAAAUGGCUUAUUUAUAUUAUAGUACUGGUACUAUAAGACCUCGUACUAUACGGUACGAUUGAAAGUUGCAUAGUGCUAUACAUUGUAAGAGUAAAUUGCAUAGUACGACACAUUAUAAGAGUACAAAUUGAUAUUGUUAUAGAUCGAAAGCCGUCCAGCCAGCACGAGGGUAUCACAAUCAAGAGAAUCCUCCAGAAACCAUACUCCAAGACAUGAAAGAAGGGCUCGAUUCCCAAAGAACGUUGAUCUAGAUGGUGAAGAACAGAUCUACGAAGAGCCAGAUACUCCUGUAAGUUUUAAUACUCUUAAUAUAGUCUUAGCCUCGUACAAUAUAGUCAUAGCCUCCAAAACCUUUAUGCAAAUUUUAAUUUUUCUCAAAAUACGGCCAUUUUUAUUAUACCUUUACCCAAAAAAUCCGAAUAUUUCCUCAAACCCGUGCCAUUCCAGCCCCCACACCGCCACCGUUCCACCCAUACCUCACCCUCAAUCAGAUAUCAUGGUAUGAACCGUGACACCCAAGGAUUCCGUGUGGAAUACCCACCAGAUGUGGAACCUCAAACAUGGCGCCAAUACACGAUGGAUCCUCACGCCUUCGCCUAUCCCUACCUCUCAUCUCCAGCAUCGUCGCGACGUUAUGCUUAA
Bursaphelenchus okinawaensis is the source of this 6211-nucleotide messenger RNA. Lineage: Eukaryota; Metazoa; Nematoda; Chromadorea; Rhabditida; Aphelenchoididae. The record is from the annotation of a GenBank genome assembly.